UCUCUGCUUCUCACAUCCGCUGUUCACAUUGUGUAUAUAACACUCUUCAUUUCUGUAUACGGUACUGGACACUAAGCAUUAAACAAACUACAAAAUGGCAUUGACUGGAAGUGAUAUUAUUAAAAUCAUCUGCGCCAUCUUCCUUCCACCUGUUGGUGUUUUCUUGGAACGUGGUUGUGGUGCCGACCUUCUUAUUAACAUUCUUCUGUGUUGCUUGGGUUACAUUCCUGGCAUCAUUCACGCUUUGUAUAUUAUUCUCAAGUACUAAGCUGCAUGUUGACCUGUCACGAAAACAUUUCAAGAUGCGAACGAACGGCGUGCAGGAAACGUCACAUCUGCGCGUCCCGUGCUCAAUGUAUGUAUCCCUAUAGCCAGAGCUGUUUAUAUUUUUUGAAUGGUUAAUUUGUUUUCCUGGA
Messenger RNA from Schizosaccharomyces japonicus yFS275, 416 nucleotides. RefSeq names its product plasma membrane proteolipid Pmp3. The record is from RefSeq and is a predicted model, not a curated record. The transcript has 4 exons. Bases 95 to 268 code for a protein of 57 amino acids. Lineage: Eukaryota; Fungi; Ascomycota; Schizosaccharomycetes; Schizosaccharomycetales; Schizosaccharomycetaceae. Gene Ontology annotation, cellular component: membrane.